This is a messenger RNA of Mytilinidion resinicola, 222 nucleotides long. RefSeq lists its product as uncharacterized. The record is from RefSeq and is a predicted model, not a curated record. NCBI's taxonomy places the organism in Eukaryota, Fungi, Ascomycota, Dothideomycetes, Mytilinidiales, Mytilinidiaceae. The annotation marks the transcript as partial. The transcript has a single exon.
CUUAAAGUUCUUAAUAUAUACGUGCAAGAUGCACCUCGCUCUGGCCGGCCGACUGUACAAACCCUAAGGAAGAUUGCAAAGAUAGAGAAGUUAAUUACUAAGAGCAGAGCUGGAAGGGAAUUAAAUACUUACCAGCUUACAGAAGAGGUGGGAAUCUUAGCCACGACUGCAUGGCGCAUUCUUCGCCGCCACCUUAAUAUGCGGAAGACAAAACCUAUAUAG